Molecule: messenger RNA, 244 nt
Organism: Aspergillus welwitschiae
Lineage: Eukaryota; Fungi; Ascomycota; Eurotiomycetes; Eurotiales; Aspergillaceae
Exons: 1
Coding region: 68-223 (51 amino acids)
Source: RefSeq, a predicted model, not a curated record
AAAGAGAGGGAAAGGAGGGCGACUCGUCGACUGAGGACGGAGGAGUCCAAAGAGAGGGAAUGAGCUAAUGAGAGCGAGGAUUACUCUGCGGCGGGCCAACAGCGAGGAGCAGAGGCAAUGCGACAACCUGAUUUGGGCCUCAAGUUCGUUAUUGUUAUUAUUGCGACCCACGGCCCGCCUGACCGAUUCUUCCUCAUUAAACGGCGGCGGAGGCCAGUGGUAAUCUGCUGCAUCCACUAUGGGG